GUCAAAAAUUCAUAUGUCAAGAAACCGUCAAGGGUCGCGGUCCGUAAGUCACUAUAUCCGCUCAAGGACAUGAAUACGUUGGCGGCUUGGUCCGAUUGGUUUGCGGUGUGUUUGCCCGUGUGGACGCUACGACUUUCGGACCGCUAGAUUUGCAAGUGCUUGUUUACAAACAAAAAAGUUUUAACCGCAAUUGAAAAAAUUUGGUACUUUUGUUUAUUGUAUUUAGUGAAAAUGAACGAAAAUCGUGCUUUUGCCAUUGUUAGUGCACUCCAGGAAACACUAGAUUCAUCGUCAGAUGAUGAGGAACUCAUCAGUUUAAUUUUCUCGUCAUCCUCUAGUGAAGAAACCGAUGGAGUUGAAGUAUAUGCGGUACAGAGAAGAGGACCGAUGCAAAAGAGGCCUCGCAUUGAAGAGUUUGUAGAACGCACAGUGCCGGGUUUCUCCUCAGAAGAAUUUAAAUCGCAUUUUAGAAUGCUGCCAGAAACUUUCGAAUUUGUUUUGGGACAUGUUGGACCAUUGUUAAGCACAGCUGGGCCUAGUUCUCGACCACAAACUCCUGCAAAGACUCAACUGCUACUGGUAUUUUGGUUAAUGGCAACUCCCGAUUCAUAUAGGUCUGCUUGCACAAAGUUUAAUGUAGGGAAAGCAACCUGUGUACGUUCAAUGCGAAGAGUUUGUCGAGCUCUACAUACCUUAGCUCCUAGAUUCAUAAGGUGGCCUGAGGGACAACGAGCUCAAGAAGUGAUAGGAGAAUUUGUACGUGCUAGUGCUUUCCCUGGAGUUAUUGGUGCAAUAGAUGGGACUCACAUUGAAAUUAAUAAACCCAAAGAUGAUGAACAUAAUGCAUAUUGCAAUAGAAAGGGAUAUCCAUCAGUCCCAGUGCAAAGCAUUUGUACUUACAAGCUAGUAUUCACUAGUGUAUAUGCUGGACAUGCUGGGUCAGUUCAUGAUGCCCGUGUAUUUAGCUUAUCAAGAAUACCUGAUUAUAUGGCAGACCCAGCACGAUACUUUCCAAAUGAUAGCCACCUUGUUAUCGACUCGGCUUAUCCAAUCCAUCCCUGUAUAAUGGUGCCUUAUAAGGACAAUGGUCACUUGACAUCACUACAGAAAAACUAUAAUUUUUGUCUAUCAUCUGCCAGAACAUCGAUUGAGAGAGCAUUUGGUGUGUGGAAAAAUCGCUGGAGGAGAAUUCUUGUCAGACUUCCCAUGGUCACGAUGGAACAAAUACCUGAAUACCUAUUAACAGUUGCAGUAUUGCAUAAUAUUUGCAUUCAAAGAGAUGACUUAUUUGUUCUUAGUGAACCACAAAUUAUAAAUGAUACCCCUCUUGUCCAGCAAAGAGACAUGCUAAUAGAUGAUGCCUCAAGGAGAGCUGCAGGUAGUGCAAAGAGAGACCGCAUCAUGAAUGAACUUUCUGUUAGAAACAUUCAGUAA
Messenger RNA from Acanthoscelides obtectus, 1434 nucleotides. Lineage: Eukaryota; Metazoa; Arthropoda; Insecta; Coleoptera; Chrysomelidae. The record is from the annotation of a GenBank genome assembly.